AUGGCUAAAAGAAGAAAAGAGCAUGAAGGCUGUUCGUAUGACAAUCCUAAGCGUUCAAAAGUGCUAAAUGAGACAGUAACAUCUGAAUCAGAGACAAUUUUGUAUGUUCCUGACACUCCUCUUGAUAAGAUUAAAGAGAAAAAACAUCUCAAUGUAAAGGCAGACGCCAUAAAUGGGGAGAAGUUACAAUUUUCAGAAAGUGAUGAAGACGAAUUCUCUGAUUCUGACAUUGAUUUAGGAGAUUUGGAUGUUGAAGGUAUUCAAUCAACAUAUGAUAGUUAUUCUCGAUAUGCUCGGUAUCAAGUUAUGCAUGUUGAUGACAAUGGAAGCACAAAAACUGUCCAGUGCCAAUGUACUUCCACCAAAGACUCAGUUACUGUGACAGUGUCAGGAGAGUGGUACUACAGUGAAAUAAUUCCAGGAAACUUCUUACACAUCAUUGACACAAAACCUAAUUCAAAACAGAUAGAGAUAACCAAUGAGAACUCUAACAUGAUGAUUCUACAUCCAGACAUACUGAUAUCCCCAACUACCAUAUCAAGCAGUGUCCGGUGUGCUCGUCAGGCAGUCCUAGGAGAGGUCUUCAAGCCUACAGUGGGCUACUCCUCCAACGAGGUAAUGUUGCUGGGAACAAUUAACCAUGCUUUGUUUGAUGCUGCAGUUGGGAGUCAGCAGUUUAACCCUGUCUUUCUGCGCAAAGAACUCAAGUCUAUCAUCGAGCAGGAUGAUAUUAUUGAUUCUUUGUCAUGCAUGGAUGGCGAUAAAGAUGAAAUUCUGAAGAAACUGAUUCCUUCUAUAGAUCUGAUAUGCAAGUGGGGCAAUAAGUUUUGUAAAGGAGCAGGAGAUGUUGUGUCUUAUGGACAGAAAGGAAAGGAAGUGACUAAAAUUGAAAAGGUUUUAGAUAUUGAAGAAAACAUUUGGUCUCCAAAAUACGGUUGCAAGGGAAAGGUUGAUGCCACAGUUCGUAUUCAUGCCCAAUCUAAAACUAAGAUAUCCCCGGUAGAAGUGAAAUCAGGAAGUAGCAGAAAUGCUUUAGGAAGUGUUGAUCACAGGGCCCAGGUCAUCCUUUACACAAUGAUGCUGGAAGAGAGGUACAAAAAUAGCAUAGACUCAGGUAUCCUCUACUACAUAAAGGGACAGCAAACUAUCGGUGUUCCUUCAUCGGUUGUUGAGCGUCGAGCCCUGAUAGUUAAACGAAAUGAAAUUGCUAGUGCCAUGCAGAGUAUCCUUUAUCGGCAGGAAAUGAAGCUACCAGAGCUUGUCAAUGACAAAAUGACCUGUAAAUGGUGUAAUCACCAGCUGAGUUGCUCUUUGGCAUUCAAAUCUUUUGAAGGGAAGGACUCUGCUACUCACCCAGUCCCCGAAAUACUCCAAAACAACACCUCCACACUCAAUGACGCUCAUAUUGAGUAUUUUACCAAGUUUUCUAAGCUUUGUCUCCAAGAAGCUCGAUCUUCCAAUAAAUCAGCCAAAAUGCCCUGGGAUGAUUCCUGUAAAAAAUACAGCAGGUUAACUCUCAACUCAGUAUCAGAGAAACAUGGAUUUUAUCACAUGUUCACCUUCCCAUCACCCAUAAAAACAAGAUCGAGCUUCAUCCGUCUAGGUGACUACAUAAUAAUUAGCAAAGCAGAUGGUUCAGCGUUUAAUAUCUGCGCAGGAUUCGUAACAGAGCUCUCCACCACAACAGUUGAAGUGUACUCCAAUGACACGAACAUAGAGAAGAGUCCCCACCACCGUGCAGGUCCCUCCUACUGCAUCACACCCCACCAGUCACUAUCAGGCCUCCACACCAGUCUAGGAAAUGUCACCUCCUUCAUGGGUCCUAAUCAGAGAGCAGACAAAUGGAGGAGACUGAUUGUGGGUGAGAGUGCUCCAAAGUUCUCUUCAGUUGCGUUCUCGUUCGCUCAAGAAGCAAGUAUCAGUAAGGAAUACUCGUCUGAUGAGCUGCUGAUGUCGCUGAAUCCGGAUCAGAAGACGGCGGUGGAGAGGGCUGUUGCUGCGGAGGAUUACCUCUGUAUUCUUGGGAUGCCUGGCACAGGUAAGACGUCUACAAUAUCAUGUUUGAUACAGUUACUGGUAGCUAGAGGACACACUGUACUGCUGACAGCUUACACUCACUCUGCUGUUGAUAACUUAGUUCUCAAACUUCCACAGUCUCUGGAUAUCGUCAGGUUAGGAGCGCCAGGUCGGAUACACGCUGGUAACAAAAACAGAUCAUCCCAAGUGCUUACAGCACACAUCAGAGAUCCUAAGUUACUGAGGGAGUUCUACGACACUAAAGCGGUUGUGGCUACUACAUGUCUUGGAUUGCGUCACAGUGUGUUUGAAUACAAGAAGUUCGAUUACUGUAUCAUUGAUGAGGCUUCUCAGAUCACGGAGCCCAUCUGUUUGGGACCUAUUCUACUCGCUGACAGGUGUAUACUAGUUGGGGACCAUCACCAGCUCCCUCCUCUAGUACAGAGCAAGUCAGCUUUACAGAACGGAUUGGGUGUCAGUUUGUUCAAGCGACUGUGUGACAAGAACCCAGAAGCGGCGGUAUGUGAACUAGGUAUACAGUACCGAAUGUGUUCUGAUAUCAUGUUGUUAGCUAACACGCUGGUGUACAAUAACAAGCUGCAGUGUGCUAAUGAGAGUGUAGCUAGAUCCAUGUUGAAGGCUGGCAAGUUGGAUCAAGUUCCUGAUUUCAUCAGAAAGGCACUGUUACCAGCCACUAAAGUACUGUUUCUGGACACGUCCCAGUUUGGACCCCUCUCCUACGAGACAGCUACCUCAACCUCUAUAUCUAAUGUACUGGAGUCUCACCUUGUGAACCUCAUCUGUCAGAGCCUGGUCAAGGCGGGAGUCCCAGAUAAAGAUAUCGGAGUGCUGACACCUUACAACGGACAACUAGAUACUCUGAGCGAGAUAAUAUCCAGUGAUAUAGAACUGUUAACAGCCGACCGGUUCCAGGGCAGAGAUAAACCUUGUAUCAUCAUGUCUUUAACCAGAAGUAACAAAGACAAUGUAGUUGGUUCCCUUCUAUCCGAUCUCAACAGGCUGAAUGUUUCCUUAACUCGGGCUAAAUCUAAACUAAUUAUGGUUGGAAACAUUGAAACGUUAUCAGCAGGUGACAUCCUCUCUUCUUUAAUCGAUAUACUGAAGAGAAAGUCAUGGGUUUAUGAAAUACCAAGAGGUGAUCAUGAGAUGAUUGUGAAUGGAAUCGGUGGUAAAUCGAAGUAUAUUACUUGCAAGAUGGAUAAAGAAUACAUUGAAUGUUUUUAAAUUUAUUGACCACUAUAUUUUUAAAUCUAUUUGUAUUUUCGGAUUUUUUUGAUAGGUUUAAUUGGAUAUAUUGAAAAAAUAUAACUGAAGCCGUUUUUAGAAGAUCUAACUACGUCAAAGCUUGAAAGUAGUUAAAUAUCUACUUGUUUCAAAGGCUGAUAUAGAGUGCGUGUCGAACUAGGGUACCAUAUUUAAAGGAAUCUUACAGUUUUUCAGGUUCCUUUUCAGCAUUAUUAUAUCACAUUGUGAAUUAUUUGAAUUAAUAAUAAUCUUUUAUAAUACCUAUUAAUAUAUCUAACAAUAUUAAUUGUGAGAUUUACC
Messenger RNA from Bolinopsis microptera, 3582 nucleotides. RefSeq names its product DNA replication ATP-dependent helicase/nuclease DNA2-like. Gene Ontology annotation, cellular component: cytoplasm. The record is from RefSeq and is a predicted model, not a curated record. NCBI's taxonomy places the organism in Eukaryota, Metazoa, Ctenophora, Tentaculata, Lobata, Bolinopsidae. The coding region runs from base 1 to 3261 and encodes 1086 amino acids. The transcript has 13 exons. Gene Ontology annotation, molecular function: 5'-flap endonuclease activity; single-stranded DNA helicase activity. Gene Ontology annotation, biological process: replication fork reversal.